GCUUAUUUUAAUCCAGUGAAAAUAGCUUAUACUGCGUCGCAGAGGGGGGAUCGAUUUUCUCCCGCCUCUUUCCACUCACCAAAACUCAGCUCAAGGCUCAGCACCUCCCAGCUUCAGUUCCUCCAGUCCAUUAGUCUAUCAUGUCGUCCGGUGUCGGUGUCGAUGACGAAGUCAUUACGCAGUUCAACGACUUCAAGCUUAAGCGCGCCCCGCACGACUUCCGUUACUUCAUCUACAAGAUUGAGGAUGACUCGCAGAUCGUGAUCGAGUCCACGGGCCCCAGCUCUGAGUCGUACCAGGACAUGGCCGACAAGCUCGCGCAGAUCACGAACGACUGCCGAUACGCUCUUGUGGACCUGGACCUGACCACGAAGGAUGGCCGCCCUACCAGCAAGAUUGUCUUCCUGUCCUGGUCUCCCGACACGGCUCGCAUCAAGUCGAAAAUGCUGUACGCGUCGUCCAAGGAAGCCAUCAAGCGCGUCCUCAUGGGUGUGGGCAUCCACCUCACGGCCACUGAUGCUUCGGAGCUGUCGCUCGAGUCCAUUGAGGACGGCGUGGCCAAGUUCCUGUAGAGUUGGAGCCAGUCAGUUCGGAUGCGUUUUGGUAGAUUGAAUUCGCCCUGCGCCCCGUCGCGCGAAGUGAUGAUCAAGUAAUCCCAGCAUUUGCAUUUCUAACUUUCAUCCGUCUUCAUCUGCAUUGCCACAGCAGACAACACGUAGCCAUUGCAGCC
Messenger RNA from Phytophthora nicotianae INRA-310, 730 nucleotides. RefSeq lists its product as hypothetical. Gene Ontology annotation, cellular component: actin cytoskeleton; cytoplasm. Gene Ontology annotation, biological process: actin filament depolymerization. Gene Ontology annotation, molecular function: actin filament binding. NCBI's taxonomy places the organism in Eukaryota, Oomycota, Peronosporomycetes, Peronosporales, Peronosporaceae. The record is from RefSeq and is a predicted model, not a curated record. The coding region runs from base 141 to 572 and encodes 143 amino acids. The transcript is spliced from 3 exons.